Messenger RNA from Helianthus annuus (common sunflower), 690 nucleotides. Its product is annotated as bystin-like. Gene Ontology annotation, biological process: rRNA processing. Gene Ontology annotation, molecular function: snoRNA binding. Lineage: Eukaryota; Viridiplantae; Streptophyta; Magnoliopsida; Asterales; Asteraceae. The coding region runs from base 1 to 690 and encodes 229 amino acids. The record is from RefSeq and is a predicted model, not a curated record. Gene Ontology annotation, cellular component: preribosome, small subunit precursor; nucleolus; cytoplasm. The transcript has 4 exons.
AUGUCAUCAUCUGGAUCAUUUCAUUCCCGCUCCGCUCGCCGCAAUCACGAUGACAAACGCAUCGCCUCUCUGGUCGCUAAGCAGAUAGCGAAAGUUAUUCCCCAAAUUGUUACUGCCAAGACGUCAACCAUCGAGGAAACUUUUCUACUCGCUGCUGAGAUAAACGACAAGCGAGUCAAAGCUGGGUAUUGGGAUAAAGCUUCCAAGAAUCUGCAUCAAGCUACCACCGCUGAAACCGCCGCCACCCCGCAGUCUUCAAAGUCCUCUCGUCGCAAGAGGAAGAACAACAACAACGGUAGCAAAAAUUGCGUUGACACCACUGCUGCCCCGCUUCAAUCAGUACCUUCUCAACCGCAGCCUCAACACCGCCAAGUAGCGGCGCUGCUUAAAAAUGUUGGAGAAAUUUUCAAGAAGUAUACUUCAGGGAAGUUGCCAUUGGCAUUUAAGAGCAUACCGGCAAAACAACAUUGGGAGGAGCUUCUGUAUUUGACAGAACCAGAAAAAUGGUCACCAAAUGCAAUGUAUCAAGCCACCAGAAUUCUUGCUUCUAAUAUGAGUUCUAAGAAAGUGGAACAGUUUUACAAAUUUGUUUUACUUCCUCGUAUUAGACAGGAUAUAAGGAAGAACAAAAAACUUCAUUUUGAAUUAUAUCAAGCUUUGAAAAAGGCUGUGUAUAAACCAGCUGCCUAA